UCUUUUCCUUUUGCGUGUGAGGGCAGGUAAAGGCGCAGUGCGACGGAGCUGCAGCACUCACAGGAGACAGAAGACAGGAGUUAAUUCUGGGCUGUUACUCUCACUCUCUGUCUGUCAUCAGCUGGAUCUCCUCCUCACAGAUCUCUGAAGCAAAGUCUGCGAAGUCUGGACUUUUCUUACAGUUUUAUUUGUUUGAAUGAAAUUUCCCUGAACUGAGGCUGCUGUAAUGAGAUCCUCUGUCCUAGGAUCAGUUUGGGCUCUUCUCAUGCUGUUGCGGGAGCCUGCAUGCCAGGGUGAUGAGGUUACCUCCAACACCGUGAACCCAUGCUGUUAUUUCCCCUGUCAGCACUGGAGUGUGUGUGUGAGGUAUGGUGAAGACAAGUAUGAGUGUGACUGCACCCGUACUGGCUACUAUGGAGAAAAUUGCACAAUCCCGGAGUUUUGGACCAGAGUGCGUCAGUUCAUGAAACCCAGCCCAGAUGUGGUGCAUUACAUUCUCACCCAUUUCCGCUGGCUCUGGGACAUCAUCAACUACACCUUCCUACGAGACGUUCUCAUGCGACUUGUUCUAACAGUUAGGUCCAACUUAAUACCCAGCCCUCCAACCUUCAACUCAAAAUAUGGCUACCUCAGCUGGGAAUCCUACUACAAUCUGAGCUACUACACUCGGAUUCUGCCCCCAGUGCCAGAGGACUGCCCUACACCUCUAGGGGUCAAAGGCAAGGCUGGGCUGCCUGACCCUGAGCUGCUGGUUGAGAGGCUGCUGAAGAGAAGGACGUUCAGACCUGACCCCCAGGGCUCCAACCUCAUGUUCGCCUUCUUUGCACAGCACUUCACCCACCAGUUCUUUAAGACUUACAAUCGCAUGGGUCUGGGCUACACCAAGGCUCUAGCGCAUGGGGUAGAUGCAGGGCACAUUUAUGGAGACAACCUGAAACGUCAGCUCCAGCUCAGGCUUCACAAAGAUGGAAAACUCAAGUAUCAGUUAAUUGAUGGCGAGAUGUACCCUCCCUCUGUAGCUGAUGCACCUGUUAAGAUGAGCUACCCCCCCGGGAUCCCUCCUGAGAGUCAGAUGGCUAUUGGUCAGGAAGUGUUUGGACUCCUCCCUGGUUUGGGAAUGUACGCCACACUGUGGUUGAGGGAGCAUAACCGAGUAUGUGAUAUCCUGAAGUCAGAGCAUCCCACCUGGGAUGAUGAACAGCUUUUCCAGACCACACGCCUCAUCAUCAUUGGUGAGACAAUAAAAAUAGUGAUAGAGGAGUAUGUGCAGCACCUCAGUGGAUACCUGCUGCAGCUGAAGUUUGAUCCCACCCUGCUGUUUAACACCCCCUUCCAAUAUGCAAACCGUAUCUCUCUGGAGUUCAGCCAGCUCUACCACUGGCACCCCUUGAUGCCUGACAACUUCUUUGUUAACGGAGAUGAACUAUCAUACACACAGUUCCUCUUCAACACUUCUGUUCUCACACACUACGGCAUUGAGAAGCUGGUAGAUGCCUUCUCUCGGCAAGCUGCUGGCCAGAUUGGCGGUGGCCAUAACAUCAAUGCUAUGGUGACCAAAGUGGCUGUGGGGACCAUAAAGGAGUCCCGUCAACUCCGCAUGCAGUCCUUCAAUGAGUACAGGAAGCGUUUUAAUCUUAAGCCGUACACAUCAUUCAGACAAUUCACUGAUAACAAGGAAAUAGCCCGUGAGCUUGAAGAGUUCUACGGUGACAUUGAUGCUCUUGAAUUUUACCCUGGUAUGAUGUUGGAGCAAACACGACCAGGGGCCAUAUUUGGAGAGAGCAUGGUGGAGAUGGGUGCCCCCUUCUCCCUUAAAGGCCUCCUGGGAAACCCUAUAUGUUCUCCAGAUUACUGGAAGCCCAGCACCUUUGGAGGCAAAGUCGGCUAUGACAUAGUGAACUCUGCCACACUGAAGAAGCUGGUCUGUCUGAACACCAGAACGUGUCCUUACGUGGCGUUUAAAGUACCAACAGAGGAUCGAUCGCAAAGAGGGAAUGUAGACAGUAAAGUAAGAACUGAUGAAGCCGUUGUCAUGACGACUCUGGAUGACAAGAUUCUGGGAGAGAAGCUGCAGUACUACUACAGCAGCAGUGAGGACGAAGGCAGCGACAACGAGGAUGAGGAUGGGGAGAACAAGACCAUCCGGGACGCUAACGUCAAUGAGCCUGAGAUAGACUACAGUGCCGAUGGGAGUGCUAUCAACACAGGACCAAAGGGUGUCAUCAAUGACUGGAGGAAGUACAAGCAGCUGGAGGUCGAGCAGAAACAAGAGCAGAAGAAAGAGAUGGAAAGACUGAUCAAGAAGCUGUCGAUGACCUGCCGUUCUGACCUCGACUUGGAAAAAGACAAAGAGAAACAGAAAGAGCUGCAGGAGAAAAUCAAAGGCAAAAUGACCAUGCAAGAGUACAACAUGCUCCAGGAAGAAGAGGAUGAUGAAGACUUCCUCCAGCAUUACCGUAUGCAGCGCAUUGAAGAGAUGCGCCGCCAGCUCUGCCGUGGCAAACGCUUUGCGCAGGUCUAUGAGCUUAAUAGUGGAGAGGACUUCCUGGAGGCUUUGGACAACGAGGACAAAAGCACGCUGGUCAUGAUCCACAUCUACGAGCUGGAUGUCCCGGGCUGUGAGGCCAUGAGUGGCAGCCUGCUGUGUCUGGCUCAGGAAUACCCACUGGUCAAGUUCUGCAGCGUACGCAGCUCAGCCAUCAGCACCAGCGCACUGUUCAGAGACAGCGCUCUGCCUGCUCUGCUCGUUUACAAAGGAGGGGACCUGAUCGGCAACUUCGUGCGGCUCACAGACCAGCUCGGGGAAGACUUCUUUGCUGUAGACCUGGAGGCCCUGCUGCAGGAGUACGGCCUGCUGCCUGACAAGCCCCCCGUCGUCCCGAAGACAAUUCGCAAUGGAGCCAUCAUACAGAACACUGUGAGUGAUGAGGACUCCGACCUUGAUAUAGACUAGAGCCGUAAUAUCUAACAUGUGUUAUAUUCUUGGGAAACAUGCGUACACAGUCUGCAUGGACUAUAGAUAAUUUUUGUGUAAGUGGACCCCCGUAGUGAUGACGGACUGAGCCAGGAUUGCCAUGUUACCACUCACACAGCAACAUACAACCAGCAUUGAAGCCAAAAGUAAAUGCACACAAAACAUCACGACCCAGUGAGUUUCACGAUGACAUCAAUCCAUGGUAAAGAUGAGUUAUAUUUAAUAAGAGUAAAUUCUAGCCAUUAUGAAUAUCGAGGACCUUUUGUUAUACACAGUGAGAAUGAUGUAGGUGUAGAUUAAAUGUUUUGUUUGAGAUAUGACUGUCAACUAUUUAUUCUGUGUUAAAACACAUUUCCCUGUUUUGUUUCAUGUGCAUCUUCAUUGUAUUCACUCUGUAGAAUACGAAACCUUUAGCCCAAACUGGCUUUUAGUUAAUUUUAUAACUUUUAUAUGUGCUGUACCAUUUCAAAUAGUGGAAAAAUAAACAAAUAUUUGGACUCAC
Molecule: messenger RNA, 3476 nt
Organism: Siniperca chuatsi (mandarin fish)
Lineage: Eukaryota; Metazoa; Chordata; Actinopteri; Centrarchiformes; Sinipercidae
Gene: pdcl
Product: phosducin-like
Exons: 14
Coding region: 227-2953 (908 amino acids)
Biological process (GO): cyclooxygenase pathway; response to oxidative stress; regulation of G protein-coupled receptor signaling pathway
Cellular component (GO): neuron projection; cytoplasm
Molecular function (GO): peroxidase activity; heme binding; oxidoreductase activity, acting on single donors with incorporation of molecular oxygen, incorporation of two atoms of oxygen
Source: RefSeq, a predicted model, not a curated record